This is a messenger RNA of Papaver somniferum (opium poppy), 2515 nucleotides long. RefSeq names its product wall-associated receptor kinase 2-like. Gene Ontology annotation, cellular component: plasma membrane. Bases 45 to 2336 code for a protein of 763 amino acids. Gene Ontology annotation, biological process: protein phosphorylation; cell surface receptor signaling pathway. The transcript has 3 exons. Lineage: Eukaryota; Viridiplantae; Streptophyta; Magnoliopsida; Ranunculales; Papaveraceae. The record is from RefSeq and is a predicted model, not a curated record. Gene Ontology annotation, molecular function: ATP binding; polysaccharide binding; protein serine/threonine kinase activity.
ACUAGCUAGCAAAAAUAAUUAGCCAUUAGCAAACUAAAAAAAUCAUGUUCAUCCAUCGAAUCCUCAUAAUCCAGUUUUCUUUCUGUUUAAUGUUUUCAACAUCUCUUGAUGCAUUUGGGGGGGCAAAACCAGGGUGCCCAGACAAAUGUGGUAACAUAACCAUACCUUAUCCUUUUGGUAUAACUAGUGAAGGAGGAGAAGGAGGAUGCUCGAUCCCUGACGUUGGCUACGGUUAUAGCGUUAACUGUAAUUCUUCUUACGAUCCUCCUAAACCAUUUAUCGGCACAGGUAACCUUCAAAUUCUGAGUAUAUCUGAAACUGAAAUUCGUGUUGGGAACAGGAUAGGUAAAAUAUGUUUCGAUGAAAAUGGCGCUGUGGUGCUUAACAAUACGAUAGUCUCCAUAAACCUGCGGAACAGCCCUUUUACAUUCUCAAACACAAAAAACAAGUUUAUGCUGAUCGGUUGUUUGGCCGUGGCGGUAUAUCGGGGGAACGAUAAAGAAGAUAGGGACUACUUUAGCACGUGCAUAUCAUCAUGUCAUAGUAGGGAAAGUUUGGUUGAAGGGUCUUGUGGUGGGAAUGGGUGUUGCCAAAACACCGUUCCAAAGGGGAUCAAAAAUCAUAAGACAGUAAUUGUAUCGACGUUGAAUGAUAGUAAUACGAACUUUUUGUCCUACAGCCCGUGCAGUUACGCAUUCAUGGGCGAGUAUGAGCAGUUCAGCAACUUUGCUGCAUCAGAUCUUCUAUCCGUACCUGAAGAAAUAGAUAUCCCCGUUGUUCUUGAUUGGGCAGUAGGGACUAAGACAUGUGAAGAAGCACAAAAAUAUCCAACCAGCUAUGCAUGCCAUGGAAACAGUCGCUGUAAAAAUUCAGACAACAAUCCGGGGUAUCACUGCACUUGCUUUGAAGGUUAUGAGGGGAAUCCUUAUAUCACUCCCGGAUGCAUAGACAUAAACGAGUGCGAGGAUGGAAAAAACAAUCCCUGUGAAGGUAUCUGCAUCAAUACCAAUGGGAGCUUCAAUUGUACUUGUCCAGCGGGCAGUCAAGGAGAUGGGAGGAAAGACGGGAGAGGUUGCACUCCCAAUAUUGUUAAGAAGGAACAGUUUCCAAUUCUACAAGUUACUCUUGGUAUAGGUUUAGGGAUUUUGUUUCUAAUCAUUGCAAGUUCCUGGAUAUACUUGAUCAUAAGGAAAAGAAAGCUGAUAGAAAUGAAAGAGAAAUUUUUCCAACAAAAUGGUGGGUUGCUAUUACAACAACAACUAUCGUCAAAUGAAGGUGGUGCAGAGAACUCAAAAAUCUUUACCGCGGAAGAGCUCAAAUUAGCAACCAACAAUUAUGAUGAGAGUUUAGUCGUUGGACGAGGAGGUUAUGGAACCGUUUACAAGGGAACCUUGUCGGAUAAUCGUUUAGUUGCUAUAAAGAAGUCUAAAAUAGUUGAUCAGUGUCAAAUUGAGCAGUUUAUAAAUGAAGUAGUUAUUUUAACUCAGGUUAACCAUCGAAACGUCGUGAGGCUCUUGGGGUGUUGUUUAGAGACUGAAGUUCCCUUGCUUGUUUAUGAAUACAUUUCCAAUGGCACCCUCUUCCAACAUAUUCAUCCUAGCCGCGGGGAGCCUUCCAUUUCCUGGGCAAACCGUUUGAGGAUUGCUAUUGAAACUGCCGGUGCACUUACUUAUUUACAUUCUGCAGCUUCAAUACCCAUCAUUCAUAGAGAUGUCAAGUCUGCCAACAUACUUUUAGAUGAAAAUUACACCGCAAAAGUAGCAGACUUUGGAGCGUCCAGGUUAAUUCCUUUGGACCAAACCGAAUUAUCCACACUAGUACUGGGGACUUUAGGAUAUCUGGAUCCAGAAUACUUCAACACAAGCCAACUGACAGAGAAGAGUGAUGUUUAUAGCUUUGGCGUAGUUCUUGUAGAACUCUUGACGGCAGAAAUGCCCAUUUCUCAUGGUAGAUCGGAAAAGCAAAGAAGUCUUGCUCCAUACUUCAUUUCGGCAAUGGAAGGAAAUAAAUUGCCCCAACUUCUUGAUGCUGGAGUAUGCAACGAGGGGACACCAAAACAAGUCAGUGCAGUUGCAGAGCUUGCAAAAAGUUGCCUUAGCUUGACGGGUGAAGAUAGACCAACAAUGAGACAAGUAACAACAGAACUGGAAAAAGUUAGAGAUGCAGAGCAUUUAUCUUGGUCAAUUCAACCAAACCACGAAAAGAAAUCGAGCUUACAGUUUGAAACAAGUGACCUCUAUAGUGUUCCAUUAACCGGCUCAUCAGCAGCUGGUGACUCUGGGCAAUAUAGUUCGAAUACAGAUACCAUAGUCCAGAUGAUGAGCAUGCCCCGAUGAUUAUGUAGUUUAUGUGGAUAUCUUUCUUCGGGUUUUCUAAGAGAAACUAUUCUGUAGGAGUGUGGGUUGCAGUUGCAUCUAUUUAGUGUGGUUUCCUAAGAAGUCUUGCUUCCUACUGCAUUUUACAGGCGUUCAAAUGUGUAGUCCAUUAUUUUCUGUAUAGAAGAAAAAAAUGUAAU